Messenger RNA from Podarcis muralis (Common wall lizard), 1244 nucleotides. Lineage: Eukaryota; Metazoa; Chordata; Lepidosauria; Squamata; Lacertidae. The record is from RefSeq and is a predicted model, not a curated record.
CGCUACGUCAUCCAGCUAUGAGACUUCUUAGAGGUUGGCUUUGGAUAUAACCCCGCCCUCCCAGCGCGCGGAAGGAGUCAGUCACGCUCGGAACACGAGACCUGAAACGGCAAGCGGGGCAGGGCGAGUCAGCAACGGAAAGCCCGUCUUAGCCAAUGGCAGGAGCGGCCAGGUGUUGCUAGGAGACGGGUGCAAACUGCUCCGGGCAGCUCUCUGGCGAAGCUGAGGGUAGCAUGGACGGCGGGAAGUCGGGCGGCCGCCGCCCAGGCUCCGCUCACAAAGCUGAUCUCGAAGUGAGAUGGGUACAAGGAUUCACCAACAGGAAUGUUGGCUUUGUCACCAAAAGAACUGUCUGCUAUCCUUGUGGGAAUUACAUAAUAUUUGUUAACCUUGAAACACUGGAGAGAUCCAUCUUGCGGUGUCACAGUGGAAAGAUAGAAGCUUUUGCAGUGAACCCAAACCAGAAUGUCGUUGCUUAUUCUGACAGGCAACUGAAACCUGUGAUUCACAUCCACAGUUAUCCAGGACUAAAGAGACAGGCCAAAUUAAAAGGACAAGCCAGCCUGGACUACACCUUGCUUGCAUUCAGUUACACAGGUCCUUACCUGGCCAGUUACUCCUCAAUCCCAGACUUUACCCUUACAAUAUGGGACUGGAACAAAAAAGUUAUUUUGUGCAGUCAGUCACAGAUGGGAGUAGAAGUGACCGCAAUGAGUUUUAACCCCAUGAGCUGGCACCAAUUGUGUUUAUAUAAUGGGACUUCUGUUACACUUUGGACCAUUGAGCGGAAUAAUGAAGAGCACAUUUUGAAGUCAAAGUCAGUUAGGCUUCCUGCUGAAGAUGGAACUUUAGCAGAUGAGCAAAACAGCUUCUUCUCCCAUCCCAUGGACAAUGAUCCUUACUUUGGCCCUAUUCUGCCCAAUUCAGCCAUUGCUGGCUUGGUAGGAGAUGAAGCAGAAACAUUUAAGCCUAAAGAUGACAUUCAACCUUAUGUUCACCCUACUUCCCACUGCUGGACUCAAAUCUCUGAUCUGUAUAUGGGCUGUGAAGAAGGAUAUUGUUUGAAAAUUGGUGCAGACACAUUCAAGGCUACAGUUAUCCAUCAAAAGCUUUCCCCAGAUGCUAAAGCAAAAAAAAAGGCAACUUUUCGAUCGGUAUCACACAGUAUGAAAACAGAAGGUAUUUACUUUUUAAUGCUAAUUGACUUUGCAGUAAGCAUCUUACUGUAUGUUGCUGUCUGGUAG